Salvelinus sp. IW2-2015 is the source of this 1962-nucleotide messenger RNA. Its product is annotated as cyclin-dependent kinase 5 activator 1-like. The record is from RefSeq and is a predicted model, not a curated record. Gene Ontology annotation, cellular component: growth cone; protein kinase 5 complex; cytoplasm. Gene Ontology annotation, molecular function: protein kinase binding; cyclin-dependent protein serine/threonine kinase activator activity. NCBI's taxonomy places the organism in Eukaryota, Metazoa, Chordata, Actinopteri, Salmoniformes, Salmonidae. Gene Ontology annotation, biological process: axon guidance; brain development.
GGAGAGGAAGGCGAGAGCGAGAGAGAGAGAGAAAUGUGUGAGUGAAUCUCGCGCAUAUUGCUGGAAUCACCGGCAUCACACACCUCUGGACAUCUCUGGACUCUCCGCGGUCAAACCGUCAAUGUAGCUGUGUGUGUGAACUUUAAUUAAACUAUUCGAACACCCAUCGAUACGGACUGGGACACAAAGCUCGGGAAGCUCCGUGUGUUGGAAGCGGCUGCUCGCUGCAGACAUGGGUACUGUUCUGUCUCUGUCGCCGAGGUCAAGGAAGGCAGCGGGCGGUGUGUGUGUGGACGAGAAACCGGACCUUGCGACCGGCGGGAAACCACAGGAGAAGAGCCUAAAGAAGCGCCACUCGGUGCUGCUCCAUGCUUUGACGUGGAAGCGGCUGGUAGCCGCAUCGGCCAAGAAGAAGAAUGCCAAAAAGGUGAACCCCAAACCCGAGGCCAGCAAGGCCAAAUCCGACCCUGUGGACCAGCUCAACACCGACAACAUCAAGAAAUCACAACCGUCCAACGGAAUACUCGACCGAAAACCGACAGGGCCCAAACCCGGGCCAAUUCCUGUGCCUGUUCCUACAGUACCGGACCAACCCGGGGCAGACCAGAAUGGACGCUUAUUCAUCUCCCCUCGGAGGGUGGUGGUGCAGGCGUCCACCGGCGAGCUCCUGAGGUGUCCUCCUGACUUUCUCUGCCGCCGCUGCUUCAAGCUCAAAGAGCUCACGGCCAAUGAGGUCAUCCUGUGGUUCCGUAACGUGGACCGGGCUCUGUUAGUGCAGGGCUGGCAGGACCAGGGCUUCAUCACCCGGCUAACCUGGUCUUCGUCUACUUCUCUCUGCCGAGAGGCCGUGGAGGAAGACACGGUGUCUGAAUACGAGCUGCAGGCAACCUUCCUCACCUGCCUGUACCUGGCCUACUCCUACAUGGGCAACGAGAUCUCCUACCCGCUCAAGCCGUUCCUGGUGGAGUCCAGCAGGGAGGCCUUCUGGGAGCGGGCCCUUGGUCUCAUUGACCGGAUGAGCGGGCCAAUGCUGAGGAUAAACGCGAGACCGCACUACUUUACCGAGGUGUUCCAGGACCUGAAGAACGAGGGAGGGUCAAGGGAGAAGGAGAAGAAGGAGAAGGAGAAGGAGAAAGACGGGAAACGGAUAAGCGAGUUGGAUCGUUAAUAACUGAAUGAGGGAAGGAGAGAGAGAGAGAGAGAGAGAGAGAGAGAGAGAGAGAGAGAGAGAGAGAGAGAGAGAGAGAGAGAGAGAGAGAGAGAGAGAGAGAGAGAGAGAGAGAGAGAGAGAGAGAGAGAGAGAGAGAGAGAGAGAGAGAGAGAGAGGGGAAUUUGGUUUAGGAUACGGUCGCGGACACCAGCCACACACCCGACGGUUGUUUGAGCGGGGAUUGAAUGUAUACGCUUGGUGAACCGGACAAACGCACGACGGGGAUUUGAUCAGGAGCCUGAGUCUGGAAUCAGGAGGUAUCAGUCACACGCCUAGCUUCACCUCGCCCCGUUACCGAACUGUCGUGUCAUGUGUUCAGUCAAAGCUCGGGGAAUCUAACGGACACUACACGGGAUGUUGGGCGGAAAGGGAUAGCUAUAGUUAACUUUACUGCAUGCUGUAUAAAAAGUAUUCUGAUUGUACCGUUAUUGUGGCUUUUGAGAAAUGGAUAGGCUAUUAUACGGUGGACUAAAGUGAUAGCUUAUAGCGCGUCAGUGUUUUKGGGGAAAAUGUAUAUAUUCGUUUCAUGAGAGGGGGAACGACACYGUGCUCUCCAAGGUACUGGACUCAGUGGCGCGAGAGACGCUGCCUGCCCCCCACCCCCUCUGAACGUUGAAUGUACUAUUUUACCACUUCAAACCAACGGGAUUCUUUACCGUUAACAUGUGGCAACUGUUACUAUGGUAUUAUAAAACGUUCUGUUUUAUAUAUUGCACAUUCAAAAAUACAAGUAUAAAUYGUUACAAACGGUC